Molecule: messenger RNA, 982 nt
Organism: Vespula vulgaris
Lineage: Eukaryota; Metazoa; Arthropoda; Insecta; Hymenoptera; Vespidae
Exons: 3
Coding region: 119-670 (183 amino acids)
Biological process (GO): double-strand break repair via homologous recombination; positive regulation of DNA-templated transcription
Cellular component (GO): Swi5-Sfr1 complex
Source: RefSeq, a predicted model, not a curated record
GCGUAAUUUAGAACGAGUUUCAUGUAACAUUGAUUUAUUUAUUUGAAUUUGAUUGAACGAGUAUUCAUUUUUAAUAAGUUGUGUAUUAUGUGAACAGUAACAAAUUUAUUAUUACAAAAUGUGUGAAAAAACCAUAACUUCGACACAUAUGAAAUUGAAAAACAGUCCAGCAGUAAACAAACCGUUUCGUUCAUUAUUUAGCAGUUCUGAUCUGACUCCCAAACGUAAAUCUAACAUUAAAAAUUUAGAACAAGUAAAUUUUAAGUCACAAGCGGAAAAUACUAAACGAAAAUUGUCUCAAGAAAUGAUUGUUAUGAAAAAAAUACCAAGAUUUGAUCUUGAAAAUGAUAUGGAAAACAUAGAAAUUGAUGAAAGUAUGAAUGUAUUUCCAAGUGAUUUAGAAGCAUUGGAAAAGAGAAUAUCGAAGAAACAGAAGGAAAUUGAAAUUUUGAAAAAUGAAAUUUCAUAUUGUAAAAAGAACAAUUCUGAUGAUUUGGAAGCUGAUAUUAAACAGUGGAGAUAUGCUUGUCAAGAAGCUUUAGAGAGACUGCAGAAAGAUUUAGAAAAUAAACGAGGACAGGUAAUGACUAUGGAGGAAAUAUUAUCAUCAUUGGGUAUACCUAAAUCUUUAGUACAUUACUCUACAGAGAAUGAUACAUUUAUUAAAUAAUGAAGUAUCUUAUAUUUUUUGUUAUCUUUCUAAUUUUAUAGUACUUUAUAUACAAUAUUAAAAUUACUAUUUCAUUGUUAAUAAAAUCUAAAGUAUAUAUCCAUAAUCUUAUAUCAGUAUUUAUGUGGUCUUAAUGGACGAUUAGGAUCAAAUAAUGGUGGGUCAUUUAUAUAUCUUAGAUCUUUUGUAAAGUAUCCCAUUAAACCUUAAAAAAAAUUAAUUCAUAUUAUAUUAUAUUUAUAAGAGAAAUGAUUAGUUACCAACAUUUUGGUUCUUAAUAAAUAGCUAAUAAUAAUUAGUUCUUAAUAAAUA